Molecule: messenger RNA, 1200 nt
Organism: Mesorhabditis belari
Lineage: Eukaryota; Metazoa; Nematoda; Chromadorea; Rhabditida; Rhabditidae
Source: the annotation of a GenBank genome assembly
AUGCAUUUCAUUUUCUGUAAUUCAAAGAUGGCUAUCAAGACCUCGAAAUCAUUAUGCAAAUUUGGUAUGAUGCAUAAUAUUUCUGUCAACAUCUUCACCUGGUUGAGAUUUGUGAUUGUAAAAGCGGCAAGCAAGCACAAGAAAAAGCAAGCGAAAAUGAUCCCAGUUAGCUCGUCAUCUGAAGAAAUGGAAAGACAAAUAACAGAAGGAUUAACGAGUGUGAUUUCAUCAUUUUAUGAUAUUGAAGCGACGAUGAAUCCAUUAAACGAAACAUUGAAGCCCGGAAAAACACUGCAUGCUGAGGAGUACUUUGGAGAUCUCACAACGUUUUUUGUUACUUGUAUUGUUGAAUACUCACUCAUUGGUGCAGCAGUGAUGUUUAUUAUGUGGAUGUCAAUUGAUUCAACUCAUCUACAUCAUUCAACACCUCAAAGAGUGAAGAGAAGAAGUCGAAUGAGGAUUGAUUGCAGCCGUUCAUCUACCGGCCUCUUUGGUGGAAUCAUUUUUAUGAUUCUUGCAUUUGUUUCGAUUGGAGUUUACUCGGUGUUUGACAGUAUGCACGACUUGAGCAAUUCAGUUCUCUGUUUCGGUAUUAUCGAUUUGGUGAUGUUUGUUUGGGUGUUUCUCGUGUGCAUCUUCGGCAUUUGGAAGAUGAGAGUGUUACAAUACCGCAAGGAUCACAGUCAUCACAGUGGGGAAAUUCUUGACGAGAUUCUUCUCGUCAUCGGGCUUUUUGGAGAGAUUGUGUACUGUUGCAUUGCUAUUGAUCUUUGGAUUACCACUCAACAAACGAAAGACCCAAUGCCGGGCUAUGAAUUGCCCGUUUACAUCAGCCGUUUAAUGGCCGUUUUUGUGCAAGCUGUUUUUAUUUUCAUAAGUGCAAGAUUGGUGGCUCGUGGCCCGGAUGAAAUCCGUCAAAAACCCGGCAAACAAGCAGUCACAUUCCUCCUUGUCGCCAAUGUGACUCUCUUUUUCUUUGCCACUUAUGAAUCAAUGAAGCCAACCCUUCCCUAUGACAAAUCGGCCGCUGCUUUCCCGUAUAUAAUCUAUGGAGUUUCACCGCUUGUAGUUUUCUAUAGAUUCCACAGCUCUGUCUGCCUUGUCGACAUCUUUAAGCGAACCUAUAACACUAAACCAUCCGAUAUGACAUCAUCAACAUCAAUGGCUACAACAACUUCCACUGGAGCUUCACUUGAACCA